Molecule: messenger RNA, 2245 nt
Organism: Sorghum bicolor (sorghum)
Lineage: Eukaryota; Viridiplantae; Streptophyta; Magnoliopsida; Poales; Poaceae
Product: 2-succinylbenzoate--CoA ligase, chloroplastic/peroxisomal
Exons: 10
Coding region: 230-1903 (557 amino acids)
Biological process (GO): fatty acid metabolic process
Molecular function (GO): medium-chain fatty acid-CoA ligase activity
Source: RefSeq, a predicted model, not a curated record
GCAGUCAGCGGUCAGCACAGCCUCUCUAUCCAUGAGUAUCUCGUCAGUCAUCAGCUGCAAUGCAAAUCUGUGGCCGCAACUUCCCCCCUCGUGAGCUGUCUUCCUCCUCCGUCCCUCCUUUGCCGCGCGCUUCAAACCUGCUCUACCUGCUAUGCACUUGCAAAGUCUGUAAUAACCGGAGCUUCGCUUGCGCUCGGUCGACGUCGACGGCGCCGGCCGGUCGGCGACGAUGCCACCGCCACGCCACUGCCAGGGCCACAUUGCGCAAUGCCUCGGACGGAUCCUCUCCUGCCGCGGCGACGCCACCGUCGCCGCUGCUGCCGGCCGACGGCUCUCCGGCGCGGAAUUCGUCGACGGCGUGCGGAGCCUCGCCGCCGGCCUCGUCCACCGCGGGCUGCGCCCGGGCCACGUCGUCGCCGCCGUCGCCCUCAACAGCGUCGAGUACGUCCAGCUGUUCCUCGCCGUCACCUACGCCGGAGCGAUCAUCGCCCCUCUCAACUACCGCUGGAGCUUCGAGGAGGCGGCGCAGGCGGUGGAGCUCGUGCAGCCAUCGGCGUUCGUCUUUGACGGCGGCGUCUUCAGCUCUUGGGCUCUUCGACUGAUGGAGAGCGACAGGUUUCCAUCCAUUGGCCUGUACCUCCUCCUGGACGAUCCUUGCAGGAUUGGCCAUGCUGCUGCAGAUUUUGAAUCCACUGACCACAUCAUGAGGAGAGCUACGGCGACGAUGGAACCCGUGUCAGCUCCAGCGGAUGUUGCUCUAAUAUGCUUCACAUCUGGAACCACUGGGCGGCCAAAGGGUGUAGCGAUAAGCCAUACGUCUUUGAUCAUUCAGUCCCUUGCGAAAAUUGCCAUUGUUGGCUACGGUGAGGAUGAUGUUUACCUGCAUACAGCGCCUCUGUGCCAUAUCGGAGGGAUCUCCUCAUGCAUGGCUAUCCUGAUGGCCGGAGGUUGCCAUGUCCUGAUACCGAAAUUCGACGCCAAAUCAGCCUUUGACGCCAUCCAGGAACAAGGAGUGACUUCUUUCAUCACUGUCCCCGCGAUCAUGGCUGACCUGCUGUCCUAUGCUCGAAAAGAGAUGAUAUCAGAUUGUGGGAAGACAGUGACCAAGAUUCUGAAUGGGGGUGGUGGGCUGUCCCUUGACCUCCUAAAUGGAGCUUCACAAUUGUUUCCUCGUGCUGCCAUUUUCUCAGCUUAUGGGAUGACUGAGGCCUGUUCAUCUCUGACAUUCAUGGCUCUCAACGUACCAAAGCUUCAAGAACCCAAUAACCAACCAGGCAGCCAUUAUGGAGGCGUUUGUGUUGGCAAACCGGCACCACAUGUUGAGAUACGAAUCGGCAUGGAUGAUAAUAACACCAGUUCUUCACCAACUGGGAACAUCUUAACUAGAGGCUUCCACACCAUGGCUGGGUACUGGGCAAACAACAAGGUGGAUUCAUCAGAUUGUGUCAGGAACGGAUGGCUUGACACUGGAGACACUGGAUGGAUUGACAAAGCCGGUAAUCUAUGGCUCAUGGGGCGGCAAAAGGGCCGCAUAAAAACCGGAGGUGAAAAUGUUUACCCGGAAGAGGUUGAACUGGUACUAUCUCAGCACCCAGGAGUAGCAAGAGUUGUGGUAGUCGGUAUACCAGAUAGUCGUCUCGGGGAGAAAGUUAUUGCUUGUGUUAGCAUCAGGGAUGGCUGGAAGUGGGUUCAUGCAAGAACUGAGCACCAAGGCAAAGGCAAGGAAGUGUCUCCUCAGAUCCUUCAUGACCACUGCAGGAUGAAAAAACUGAGCAGAUUUAAGGUGCCAAGGUCUUAUUAUCAGUGGAGGCAGCCAUUUCCAGUGACUACGACAGGGAAAAUCAAAAGAGAGGAGCUGAAGAGGGAAAUUUUAGCAGCAAUUCAACUACCCAGCAACUUGUAGCAUUUUUAGGCAAAGAUCCAUUUUUGAACCAAAUUUUGGUUCAAUUCGACUCUAAUUUUUGAGGCCUGUAAAAAAGGUGCUUAGCUUUUACCUGGUUGGAGUUUAAGAUGCGAGGCAAAGACUGUUCGUUUUUUUUUUAAAAAAAGAGCAAGACGGUGAGAGAAGACGUAAAUGUGAGUUUUUUUUUUUAAAAAAAACUGAAAUAGCUUCACCUCUGGGUUGCUGGUGAAUGGUGAAUAAAUUUUGAAAGUUUCUAAGGGGAUGUUAGGUUUGAGGGACCAUUCUGUCCUAGAUGAGGUAGUGAAUUCAUCUAUGAAUUUUAGUGAAUCACCCUAUUCCUCA